Vidua macroura (Pin-tailed whydah) is the source of this 1176-nucleotide messenger RNA. It is a transcript of the gene CCDC167, whose product is annotated as coiled-coil domain containing 167. The coding region runs from base 105 to 431 and encodes 108 amino acids. The transcript has 5 exons. The record is from RefSeq and is a predicted model, not a curated record. Lineage: Eukaryota; Metazoa; Chordata; Aves; Passeriformes; Viduidae.
CCGGACCAUGGGCAGGCGGCGAGCGGGGCCGAGCGUGGCCCGGGAGAUUACACCUGUGCCAUGUGCUUGAGGAUGACUCUUCUUGAGCAGGGAGGUUGGAGCAGAUGACCCACUGUGGUCCCUUCAGAUCUUACCCAUUCUGUGAUACUGGGAUCUCCUGGGUGGCAGGAGGGCUGCUGAUUGAUGGAUUAGAGGAGAAGCUGGCACGCUGCAGACAGAGCAUGGAAGAGGUGGACCUUAAGCUGCGCAGAGAGAAGCUCAGCCCCGAAGGAAGAAAGUCACUGGAGAGAGAGCGAAACUUACUAAUGACCAAAGCUGACAACUAUGAGAAAGAACUGAGUGUGCUUCGUAAGGAAAAUCGCAAGAAUGCUGCCCUUGCUGUGGCCAUGGCAUUGCUGAUUGCUCUUAUUUAUGCCUGCUGGACAAUGUGAUUGCACUCAAGAAUUCUCCCUGCUGAACAAAUUACUCCUGCAAGGAGCUCUUCUUCCUCCUCUCACCAUUAUGCCUCCCUCAAGGGUGAGGAUCAGCAUUUCAAAUUACUGUUCUUGUUUAUUGUCUCCAAGCCUUGUUGUAGAGAAGAUUUUUCUCUGCAAAUUGAGGAGGACAGGAGACAAACCAGAAAUCACAGCACACUUGUGCAUGGAAAUCAGGUCAAGCAGAGCUCAAGGUGGUGCCAUCUUAGCCAAAACACAGUCAGGACCAUCCAGCCAGAUCCAGGAAGGCAAUACAUUCUCCCUUUUGAAGAGGACUUUUGUGAUUGCAGACAGGUGCUUUCUGCCCAGCCCAGUUGGAAUACACACCUUGGCUCCUGUGACACAGCCAUAAAUUGAAGGGACCAAGCUCUUGAUGCAAAGGGUAAUCUGUAGGUAUUGCAAUUCUGUAUAUUCCCAGAGCUGAGUUAAAGGUGCUUCCUCCUCCACCCUGACUUGCAGGAACAAAGGAAUCCUACAUCCACAAAAGCAGAUGGGAUGUAGUUAUCUCUGCAAGCAGGGAGCAUCCACAUUGAGAUAUGGGUGCUUGGACUGUGAGAUGAUCUGCCUACCUCUCCAGUGCAUCAGAGCUUGGUAGCCAUUUUGUGCCUUUGUGAAUCAGCAUUUGCAGAAGAGAAUUUACUAUCAACUCCCAGAGAUGAAAGUGCUUCUGUAGAGCUCUAAAUAAAAUAAUUUGACCUUUUAA